AUGUUUCGACGACGCUCUGCCGCUGUGCUUGGUCCAGCAGAGGGUGGGAACACGCACGGAAGAGAUCGUCGCUCGUCAAUCACAAGCAAACUUAGCGACAUAUUCAAGAACGGAGUGGCAAACCUUGAUGAUGCUCUAGAUGACUUCGAAACAACAACUAAGCUGACGGAAAUGAAUGCUGCCAUUCAACGUCGUGGAGCGGACCGAUUCUAUCGUUGGGCACAAUGUGGAGGAAAUGAGGCCAUUGACGAUAUAGCGGGAAGAAUUCGGGAUCUGCUACAUUUACACGCUGAACAACAAACAGUUCUCGCUGUGGAAGUGGCUAAUUAUGUAGAGCGCCUUCGAAUGAUGAAAGACGCAGAGUCGGAAGUGAAACAAUUGGAGAAUCAAGUGAAAGCGUUGUUGCAUAAAGAGAAACGAAUCAGGAAGGAACUCCGUCGUCUUCAAAAUCCAGGAUUCUUUUCGAGAAGUAAACCUGGUGACAGCCUGGUGAUACAUCAUCAACUUCAAGAGGCUAUUCAGCAGCGGAUGAAAGCGGAACGUGAACUAGACGAUACUAGAGCUGAGUCUGAAGUAGUUAAAAUGUAUCGUUUUCGACAUGGAAUGAAAGGAAUUGCUGACUCGUAUGUGAGCUAUAGUGAGCGCUCAUACAACAUUUUUAGAUGUCAUAGAGAGAUUACCGAAUUGGUGCCGGCAAUAGGGACCGAAGAUGUUCGUCAAGUGAAAUAUGAAGGUGCAGCAAUUUCGCGGGAUCGCGUUGAGCAUCUGCGCAGGGCGCUAGAUCCAAGAGCGUUACAGGCAACACCGUCGUAUCCACAUAUUCCUCCUGUCUCUCAGUUGUUGGGUCCACCUCUAAUGCGAAGAAGGCGUGAGCCGCUUCGCAUGGGUUCCGCAUGGGAGCCGAUACCGUGUGAUACUCCACCACCACCAUACACUUCCACUGCCAACCAGACAUUUACCCCAAAUCACUAA
This is a messenger RNA of Angiostrongylus costaricensis, 972 nucleotides long. The record is from the annotation of a GenBank genome assembly. Lineage: Eukaryota; Metazoa; Nematoda; Chromadorea; Rhabditida; Metastrongylidae.